Messenger RNA from Guyanagaster necrorhizus, 1479 nucleotides. RefSeq names its product CDF-like metal transporter. NCBI's taxonomy places the organism in Eukaryota, Fungi, Basidiomycota, Agaricomycetes, Agaricales, Physalacriaceae. The record is from RefSeq and is a predicted model, not a curated record. Gene Ontology annotation, molecular function: monoatomic cation transmembrane transporter activity. The coding region runs from base 63 to 1280 and encodes 405 amino acids. The transcript has 15 exons. Gene Ontology annotation, biological process: monoatomic cation transport; transmembrane transport. Gene Ontology annotation, cellular component: membrane.
GCAGAAUACGCUCUCCCCCUCGUCUUUCUUGUCUUGACAUCGUAAAUUUGAGGCAGGAUCCAAUGGUCUCAGAACCCCCUACGCCUGCAAGGAGCCUCUCGGCAACGAGUGAUCCCAAUACACUGGGCGCCGAUCAGAAGUCGGAUUUGAGCAGCAGGGACGGAUUUCAAGUCGACGUUGAGCGGACAUCCUCGUCGGGGCUGGUGACUGACCCAUAUAACCUGCGCGAAGGCAUAAGGUCGGAUUCACAGUUGGAGGAAAUCCGACGUAGAAAAAAGGGCAAGGCGAUCGUGAAGUAUCAGAAUAAGCAGAAUGAUCUCAUCUCUUAUUUGCUGAAACCUAUGGAAGAGCAUACGACUGAAGCCAAGGAUGAGGAAGAUUCAGCACGACUUUUCGUGAAGAUAGCGGUAUGGGCGAGUCUAAUCUCGAAUCUUGCGCUGUGCAUCAUUCAGAUGUACGCGGCUGCCUCCUCACUCUCUCUGUCACUCUUGGCUACUGGGAUAGAUUCCGUGUUUGACAUUGGCAGCAAUAUUCUUCUGUUCUGGCUACAUCGGAAAGCCGCAAAGCUCGAUAAUAGCAAAUGGCCUGUAGGCGGUGCCCGGCUCGAAAGCAUCGGAAAUGUUGUCUAUGGGUCUCUAAUGGCUUCUGUAAAUCUUAUCGUCGUCGUGGAAGCCGUCCGGUCACUUAUAUCAAAGACAAACGAUGAUUUGAAAGCCUUCCACUUGCCUUCCAUUCUUGCGGUGGCCGCCGCCCUAGGCGUAAAAUUCCUGUUAUUUCUACUAUGCUAUCCGUUCCGCCAGAACUCAAGCCAAGUGCGAGUGCUAUGGGAAGACCACCGUAAUGACUUGUGGAUUAACACCUUCGGUAUUCUCAUGUCUACCGGCGGUAGCAAAUUGAGAUGGUAUCUUGACCCCAUGGGAGCUAUCAUUAUUGGGCUCGGCAUCAUUAUUUCAUGGUCAAGAACGAUAUAUGGGCAAUUCGAGCUGUUGGCUGGGAAAUCGGCUCCGCACGAGUUUCUGCAGUUGUUGAUUUAUAAUUCGAUGACGUUCAACGACGAGAUACAGAAAGUAGAUACUGUUCGGGCGUAUCAUGAUGAGAGUGGACCGGAUUAUUUUGUCGAGAUUGAUAUAGUGAUGGACGCGACGACUCCGUUGUACAAAGCCCAUGACCUUAGUCAACUAUUGCAAGACAAGAUCGAGGAGCUGCCUAAUGUUGAACGGGCUUUUGUGCACGUCGAUUACGAAACGACACAUAGACCGGAACAUCGGAGACAUUCAUGAGGAGAUGAAAUAUCAUAAAUGCGCUAUCCUUUUUCUUCUGCUGGUGUGUUGGAGAGGGCUUAUGAUCUAAAGGUUGGAUAACCUAUUUAUUGAAUAAUGAGCCACCGAGCUGCGCCUGAUAUGAUGUCACCUGGGAACAAUCAUUCCACGAUGAAGCUGGAAAGAAGACUUGGUCAAGACCAAGCACGACGUAAACGAA